Messenger RNA from Aspergillus aculeatinus CBS 121060, 1298 nucleotides. RefSeq lists its product as uncharacterized. The record is from RefSeq and is a predicted model, not a curated record. The transcript has a single exon. NCBI's taxonomy places the organism in Eukaryota, Fungi, Ascomycota, Eurotiomycetes, Eurotiales, Aspergillaceae. Bases 356 to 1165 code for a protein of 269 amino acids.
CAACUUAUCCAACUUGCCCAACUCACCCAACUUGAUAUCAUUCAUACCAUGUCUUAUCAACAUCCAUUUAUUGUUGGGGUGGAACUCACCAUGAAAGGUGCAGCGAGAAUCACCAUGCAGCUCACAAAGAAGAGAAUCCUUCAACAGGACAGACCCAAGACAGAGACAAAGAGGCCUUCAGGUGUAUAAAACAGCUCUCUCCGUCAUCAUGUCUUACUUGCUGUUCGGCACCAGAUACAUAUGAUCAUAUAUCAUCCAUGUUGUCAGGUAUAAAUCUCCUUUGUUUGCCAAACAUUCUCCAUCACUCACCUCUAACGUACCCUGAAAUUUUCUGACUUCCAACUCCAACAAUCACAUGGAACCAUCCAAGCACACGACCAACGAGCCGAGGAUUCCUUCAGUCGAGCCAAACAACACAGAGGCAUCAUCAUCCAGCGCUGCAUCCCAGACAUCUGCUCCACCAACAGCACACUCAGUGUCCGAGGCAACGUCAAGCUCAGACACGUCUCCGGUGGAAAGUAGACCUCCAUCCAAACCAGAGUGUGCAACAGCAGACCCAGCACCACCCUGCCCCCAAUUCAACCCGGAAGACUGGAGCGCCCCAAUCGCCCACACCUACACCGGCACCACGGUCCUCAGCUUCCCCGACGACAUGCACACCGUCACCAUCCAGGGCGCGCGAUUCCUCACCCACAUCUACACCUGCCCCGUCGGCGACCUCGACUGGGACAAAGCCAUCGCCAACAUGCUGCAAUGGUGUAGUUUCGAGCAACACCGCCGUGCCCCCUCCUCGCAAGGCCACCCCCCACCAAUACACGGCCUCCUCAAAUGCCCCCCCAUCAUCCAGAUCUUCACCUCCCUCCACCCCUCCACCUUCCCCACAAUCCCGCCAAAGCUCACAAGCACAGGCCAAUUCGUCCGCUACCAACCGGCCCGGAAAUCCCAGUUCCACAUCCCGCACGACCUCCGCGAACUCCCGGGGCUUUAUCACGGGAUCAUCCAGCACGAGGAGCCCGAUGAUGACUCGGUAGAGGAUGUGCCGAACCUCUCGUGGCUGUUUGUCGAGCAGUACGCGCCCAAGAAGUGGCGGUGGUAUUUGAAUCGGCGGGCUGUGUGGGAGGCGACCAGACCGCGGCUGUCGGAGGAGCAGAUGGAGAUUUGGUGAGGUGAGGGUCGCUUUGUGGACUUUCUGGUAGGUGGUAGGUAGGUGGUGUUUGUUGUUUCGAGGCUAGUUUGAGCAUAGCUUGAUAACUGUUGUUAAGAUCUAAUGUUAAUAUCGAAUGUAAUCUCCGUCUGGC